AUGGAAGUGAUCAAGUGCGAGGACAGGGAGCUCAUCCCUUCCCCUCCUCUCCUUCCCUUUGCCGUUACAGAGCAUGGAAGUGAUCAAAGCAUGGCAGUGAUCAAGUGCGAGGACAGGGAGCUCAUCCCGCUGCCCCCGCCCUGCUUCUCCGCUCAGCUGAUCGUCCUCCUCCCUUUCCCCAUCCCCUCUAUUGUAAUCCCUCCUCCUGCUACCAUUCAGACCAUGGAGGUGAUCAGGUGCGAGGACAGGGAGCUCAUCCCGCUGCCCCCACCUUACCUCUUCUUGGCCUUUUCUCAUUUCUCCCUCCCCAAUUUACUCUCACCCCAUCCCAAACUCAACCAGACCAUGGAGGUGAUCAGGUGCGAGGACAGGGAGCUCAUCCCUUCCCCUCCUCUCCUUCCCUUUGCGUCACAGAGCAUGGCAGUGAUCAGGGAGCUCAUUCCGCUGCCCCCGCCCGACCCGCUGCGCAACUACACGCCCGGGGCGGACAGGGGGGGAGUGGACCCUCCCUGUGGCUGUGACUGUCUGGGCUUGAUCCGCUACUUUGACGCGCACAUGAGCAACUUCCUGGGCGGGGUGGAGACGAUAGAGAACGCCGUGUGCAUGCAUGAGGAGGACUUCGGCAUCCUCUGGAAGCACGUCGACUGGCGCUCGGGCCACACGGAAGUGAGGCGGUCGAGACGCCUGGUGCUCUCUUUCGUGUGCACGGUGGCCAACUAUGAGUACGGCUUCUUCUGGUACCUCUACCAGGUAAGGGUGCUUUCCAACGGAUUGGGUUGUCUGUGUCAUGUGUUGUGCUCUCAAGGGGGGCUUGUUGGUCGAGAUGCCUGGUGCUCUCGUUCAUGUGCACGGUGGCCAACUACGACUACGGCUUCUUCUGGUAUCUCUACCAGGUGGGUGGUUCCUACCGGGUUGCUUGCUUUGUCUUGUCUGUGUGAUGUGCACUUACACACUAGAGGUGGGUUGGUGGGAAGGCUAGUGCUCUCGUUUCUCUGCACCAUAGUCAACUACGACUAUGGCUUCUUCUGGUAUCUCUACCAGGAUGGCAAGAUCGAAGCUCAAAUCAAACUCACAGGCAUCUUAUCAGUGGGGGCGUUGAGGGAGGGCGAGGAGAGGAAGUACGGCACGCUGCUGGCGCUGGGGCUGUACGCUUCCAUCCACCAGCACUUCUUCGUGGCUCGCAUGGACAUGGCUGUGGACUGCCGCCCGGGGGAGCAGGCUAACCAGGUGAGGAGAGAGUGGGGGAGUGUUGGGAGGGGUGAGGCUCGCAUGGACAUCGCCGUUGACUGCCGCCCGGGGAAGCACGCUAAUCAGGUGAGGGCAAUAGAGUUGAUUGGUUUAUGCUGUUGGAAGGUGGACCGUUCCCACCUCCCUCUCCUCCCCACCUUCGUCUAUCUCCCUCUCUCCUCCCCACCUCCCUCUCUCCUUCUCCUCCCCACCUCCCGCUCUCCUCCCGCCUCCCUCUCUCCUCCCCACACGUAA
Closterium sp. Yama58-4 is the source of this 1482-nucleotide messenger RNA. The record is from the annotation of a GenBank genome assembly. Lineage: Eukaryota; Viridiplantae; Streptophyta; Zygnematophyceae; Desmidiales; Closteriaceae.